Pelobates cultripes (western spadefoot toad) is the source of this 720-nucleotide messenger RNA. The record is from the annotation of a GenBank genome assembly. NCBI's taxonomy places the organism in Eukaryota, Metazoa, Chordata, Amphibia, Anura, Pelobatidae.
AUGUAUGAUACGCUAAGAAACCUCUUACACCCAGAGAAACCUGCCAGCAAGCCAUUGGCAAGCCUGAUUACUCUGUUAACUAGCCAUUUCCAACCAAAACCACUAGAGAUAGCAGAGAGAUUUAAAUUCUAUAAAAGAAGACAAGAACCUGGUGAAUCAGUUUCCGCAUAUGCCAUUGCGUUACGGAAACUCGCCAGCACCUGCUGUUUUGGGGACUACCUGCACACUGCUCUGCGAGACCAGUUUGUAAUGGGCAUUGCAAGUGAUACAGUGCUAAGGGGACUGCUUACAGAAGAAGAUUUAACAUUUACAAAGGCAAUGAACAUGGCAAGCAUUAUAGAACAAGCCUCUAAGGAUGCUAAUCUAUUACACAGCAGACUGGACAAUACACAGGAGGCAGAGCUAGAAGUUUUAAAAUUAGACGCUAGAGCGCGGAGUAUACCACAGGGAAAGAAACUUUCAAAACAGGAACAUUCACAUUACAAAUGUUAUCGCUGCGGAGCUGCUACACAUGUUGCAACUACAUGCAGAUUCAAGGAUGCCAAGUGUCAUGCUUGUGGUAAAAUGGACCACCUACAAAGAGUGUGUAAAUCCACAGCAGAGAGAGGCAGUAAUCGCUUGAGAGACAGAGCAAAGAAUGCCUAUAGAGUACAAAUGCAGGAGUCUUCUGAGGAUUCGGAUGAACAAUUUCCUGUCCGAAAUGUAAAAAAUAUAAAAUAG